Messenger RNA from Salvelinus namaycush (lake trout), 2934 nucleotides. Its product is annotated as paxillin-like. The record is from RefSeq and is a predicted model, not a curated record. Gene Ontology annotation, biological process: substrate adhesion-dependent cell spreading; transforming growth factor beta receptor signaling pathway; endothelial cell migration. Bases 98 to 1690 code for a protein of 530 amino acids. Lineage: Eukaryota; Metazoa; Chordata; Actinopteri; Salmoniformes; Salmonidae. The transcript has 11 exons.
CAACCAACUUCAGCACAGUGAGUAAACUAAUUGAGAUUUUGAGAGGAAAUCACGGACAUCGAAAAACAUUUUAACUGGUGAAGCCAGUUCUGGAAGUAUGGACGAUUUAGACGCUUUGUUGGCGGACCUGGAAUCCACGACGUCCCACAUCUCCAAGCAUCCUGUGUUCCUGUCUGAGGAGACCCCCUACUCCUUCCCCACUGGAGGGAACUCCUACCAGGAUGUGUCAGUCCCUCCCCCGGUGCCACCCCCUCCCUCGGCUGAGGCUCUGAAUGGCUCUGUGAUAGACUCCCUGGACUCCCACCACUCCCACUCCUCCCAACAGUCCUUGGGUUCAGCUCCGAAGAGCUUAUGGUCCAGGGACAGUAGCAGCCCGCCCCUGUUCCACAUUGAAGAGGACCACGUCUACAGUUUCCCCAACAAACAGAAGUCUGCUGACCAGUCUGCGGCUGCUAUGAGCUCAGCUCUGGGCAGCAACCUGUCAGAGCUGGACAGGCUGCUCCUGGAGCUCAACGCUGUCCAGCAGAACUCUCCCUCCUUCCCCACCACAGAGGAAACAGCCCCACCCCUGCCGUCCUGCAGCAUAACCCACUAUGUGCAGGAGAACGGGGGUCCCCCUGACAUCAUGGUGAGCCCUCCGUCUCAGGAGAAGACCAAACGGAACGGGAGCCAGGCGGUGGAGGAGGGCCGGCCCACUGUGGAGAGUCUGCUGGAUGAGCUGGAGGGCUCUGUACCCACUCCCAGCCCCUCUGUUCUUCACAAUGAGUUGGACUCUUCCUCUCAGCAGCAGGCCAGAAUGUCAGCUUCCUGUGCCACACGCGAACUUGAUGAGCUCAUGGCCUCCCUUUCCGACUUCAAGAUCAUGGCCCAGGGGAAAGGUGGCCCUGGAGGCCCCCCAACACAGGUCAACAAGCUGGACAACAUGCUCGGCAGUCUGCAGUCUGACCUCCAUAAACUGGGUGUGCAGACUGUGGCCAAGGGAGUGUGUGGGGCCUGUUGUAAACCCAUCGUGGGACAGGUGGUUACUGCCAUGGGGCGCACGUGGCACCCAGAGCACUUUGUGUGUACCCACUGUCAGGAGGAGAUAGGUUCCAGAAACUUCUUUGAGCGUGACGGAGCGCCCUACUGUGAGAUGGACUACCACAACCUGUUCUCCCCACGCUGCCACUACUGUAACGGCCCUAUACUGGAUAAAGUUGUGACCGCGUUGGACAAGACAUGGCAUCCUGAACACUUCUUCUGUGCUCAGUGUGGAUCAUUCUUUGGCUCAGAAGGCUUCCAUGAGAAGGACGGGAAGGCGUACUGUAGGAAGGACUACUUUGACAUGUUUGCCCCGAAAUGUGGCGGCUGUGCCCGAGCCAUCCUGGAGAACUACAUCUCUGCGCUAAACUCCCUUUGGCAUCCAGAGUGCUUUGUUUGCAGGGAGUGCUUCACCCCAUUUGUGAAUGGGAGUUUCUUUGAGCAUGAUGGGCAGCCCUACUGUGAGGUGCACUACCACGAGCAGCGCGGCUCCCUCUGCUCGGGUUGCCAGAAGCCCAUCACCGGCCGCUGCAUCACAGCCAUGGGCAAGAAGUUCCACCCGGAGCACUUUGUUUGUGCUUUCUGCCUCAAGCAGCUCAACAAGGGCACCUUCAAGGAUCAGAACGACAAGCCCUACUGCCAGGGCUGCUUUGUGAAGCUCUUCAGUUAGGGAGUGGAUUUUCUCUGUGUGUGGCUCACAAGCUUGUAUCAGAAAGUGUUUGUGUAGCUCUGGUAGUGUGUGCAAAUUGGAUUGUGUGUGUUUGAAUUGUUUUAGAGGGAUGUCUGUAUACUGAUGGUGUGUAUGACAAAAGUGUGUGUGUUUCAGGUAGUAUGUGUGUGAGAUGCCAGCAUUCUCUUUUUGGCCCUUGAAGUGUAAUGGACAAUCAUAUCAGGUCUCUGCCUGUGCGCUCUCUGUGACGCUCAGAAUAGUGUGAUUUCAAACCCAAAUAGUUUUGCUUUGCUUUUGCAGUCAGAGUAAAUACUUGCUGAACACUGUAAGAACACAUGGAAUACGUACAUGGAAGUGUUUUGAAGUUGCUGCUCACUGGUUGAGUGUCUCUUGAAAACCAUUUGAAAUGUGUCAUGUUAUUAGAUCAGGGAGAUGUUGACCUGUCAUUGUUUCGUUUUUUUUUUAAUCAGCUGAGGCCUUAUUUCAACUGCUAAAGCAAAGGCCUCGGUGAGAUUUAUUUUGUUUGCUGUCUGAGUAACAGAACAGAUGCAUAUAAUGAUGUCAUUGUAGCUUUGACUGGAAAUAGGCUGUGGGUCAGUCAUUAUUUUAGUACUUGUGAAGCACAUGGUCGUGUCAUCAGACCCCUGUGGACUCAUUUUCACACACAGGGCCUUGUGACACACAAUCAUUAACACCUCCACACAAGCAUUUGGUGUUUGACAAACAUACGAAUGCUGACAUGUUACAAUUUAGAUUUAAUGUAUAUUGGAACGUUUUCUAUAAAAUGUAUUUGAAAAGAUAUUAAUUUACAACAAAUAAUAUUUGACUCCCUCUGUUUGGAAAAUCGGAGUCACGUAUAACGACAAAUGGGGAGAUGGAUAAUAUUGUUACUUUGUCACCUUCUCCACUGCCUACUCAGUCCUUUUAGAGCUUAACCCUUAGUUGGACUGGUUUGGAGUUUCCUUUAUGUUCAGAAAGUGCUGAUGCAGUAUAAAAGAGUAUGCCACGAUAAACAAUUGAAUUUAUUCUGCAUACAGGAAACGGUUACAUUUUACUGUGAGAAUACUGUAUACAAAGCGCUGGUCAGUUAAUAGUUUAAAUAACCACUCAUUAAGAGAAAUCCUCUUAGAAAUUUCAAAGCAGAGAUGCUUUUCUAUUUUUCAAUAUCUGUGACAUUUGCUGAGCCUAUGUGAAGUUACUGUGCAUUGAGUUUUACUUUUUGUAAAAUAAAUAGAAGAAUACAG